Molecule: messenger RNA, 2468 nt
Organism: Hippocampus zosterae (dwarf seahorse)
Lineage: Eukaryota; Metazoa; Chordata; Actinopteri; Syngnathiformes; Syngnathidae
Gene: lyn
Product: LYN proto-oncogene, Src family tyrosine kinase
Exons: 13
Coding region: 149-1624 (491 amino acids)
Biological process (GO): cell differentiation; innate immune response; protein phosphorylation
Cellular component (GO): extrinsic component of cytoplasmic side of plasma membrane
Molecular function (GO): signaling receptor binding; ATP binding; non-membrane spanning protein tyrosine kinase activity
Source: RefSeq, a predicted model, not a curated record
GCUGGCUGUCCUGGCUGCCGAGAUCAACGCCAGCAGCAGUUCAGUGAGCGAGUUGGGCCAGCCGAGGUGGAAAAGCGCCCGGCGAAUCUGCGGAGCAGCCAACGCGUUCACACUGGAUUAACGACUUGCUCACACGUCAAGAGACGAGAUGGGCUGCAUCAAGUCCACACUAAACCGCACGCCGAGUGAGCCCGCCAAGGAGAAGAUCAGUCAGCAGACGAAUAACUGCGUGCUGCCCGGUCAGGUUUUUCAAAGGAGAGAGGAGCAACACAUGACUGGCCAAAUCGUGGUGGGCCUUUACCCAUAUGAAGCCGUUCAUCCUGAUGACCUUGGAUUCAACAAAGGAGAAAAGAUGACAAUUCUUGAGGAACACGGCGAGUGGUGGAGAGCCAAAUCGCUGACAUCCGACAAACACGGCUUCAUUCCGUCCAAUUACGUGGCCCGAGUGGACACCAUGGAAACGGAGCAGUGGUUUUUCAAGGACAUUAGCAGAAAAGAUGCAGAGAGGCAGCUACUGGCGCCGACCAACAAACCCGGGGCUUUUCUGAUUAGGGAAAGUGAAACCUCCAAAGGCAGCUAUUCGUUGUCCAUACGAGACAUUGACGGCCAGGCAACAGAAUCAGUCAAACACUAUAAGAUCAGGAAGCUGGAUGAUGGCGGUUUCUACAUCUCUCCCAAGAUCUCCUUCCCCGACGUCGGCAACAUGAUCAAACACUACCGCCACAAAGCAGAUGGCCUGUGUCGUAAACUGGACCGUCCGUGCGUAAAGCCCCAAGCUCAAAAGCCGUGGGAUAAGGACGCCUGGGAGAUCUCCAAAGACUCCAUUACGAUGGUGAAGAAACUAGGAGCGGGCCAGUUUGGAGAAGUCUGGAUGGCUUACUACAACCACAUAACCAAAGUGGCCGUGAAGACGCUGAAACCGGGCACCAUGACGGUGGACGCCUUCCUGGAAGAAGCAAACAUCAUGAAGACGCUACAGCACGAAAGACUUGUGCGUCUCUACGCUGUGGUGACAAAGACGCAGCCGAUAUACAUCAUCACUGAAUUCAUGGCCAACGGGAGCCUACUGGACUUCCUCAAGAGUGACGCGUGCGGUAAACUGCAACUGCCCAAGCUCAUUGAUUUUGCGGCACAGAUCGCAGAAGGCAUGGCAUACAUCGAGAGGAAGAAAUACAUCCACCGAGACCUGAGAGCAGCAAAUGUUCUUGUGUCUGAGAGCCUGCUCUGUAAAAUUGCCGAUUUUGGACUGGCGAGAGUCAUCAGUGAUGAUGAGUACACUGCCAAAGAGGGAACCAAAUUCCCCAUCAAGUGGACUGCGCCCGAGGCCAUCAACUAUAGUUCCUUCACUAUCAAGUCAGACAUGUGGUCCUUUGGAGUUCUGCUCUACGAGAUUAUUACGCUUGGGAAAAUGCCUUAUCCAGGCAUGACAAAAGCGGAGGUGAUGUCCUCAGUGCAGCGUGGCUACCGGAUGCCCUGCCCCGACAACUGUCCCGCCGAACUGUACAACAUCAUGAUGUCCUGCUGGAAGAGCGCGCCGGAUGACAGGCCCACUUUUGAUUACAUGCAGAGCGUCCUCGAUGACUAUUGCACUUCCACCGAGCAACAGUAUCAGCAACAACCUUAGAGGUUGUCGGAGAAAUUCUUCCUUGCGCAGAGCUGCGGUUUUGACUGCGGUCACUCGAGGCGUUGUAUUUAUGAAAGUUAAUUGUGAAAAUGUCUCCACCACACCACAGGAACAUAAGUAGAAUAAUUGUACUGCUCUGUCAUUUUUUUAUUUUGAUUUUAAUUGACAUUUGCUUCGAGGCUUCGCAUCAUGUUGAAAUGAUAUGAGAGAGAGUUAAAAAAUUCACCAUCUUUAAGAUUUCCGAUGUUAGAGGACAAAUUCAACAUGAACACAAACUGUAUCAAUUGGAAAUUCUCUUUGAAAAUUUAUCAAGUGAAAUAUAAAUGCAUAUUUUAUCGGUACCAUUUAAAUUAAGGCAUACAUAAAAUCUAAAUAGGUGUUCAUCGUCCCAAUUGCAAUUUGUAGUUUUUAUUUUCCUAAACCCGAGUGAAAACAUGAUCAUGUGGUUCCAUAGCAAAUAAGUUUUAACCGAAAUGUCAACCUGCAUAAUGCGUUGACAUUGCAACUGCCUUUUUUUUCCUUUUUCAUAAGGGUGCUUGAUUUGCAUGUUUCAGUGACUGGUCAAGUGUAUAACCUGCUUCAUGUUGAAGUACUUCAGCUUCCUUUUUUAAGCCAUGAGCCUGCAUUGCUGAUAAGUUUAAAUACUAUUACCGGUACUUGAGUGUUAAAUCUCAAUUUAGCCAAAGGAGGACUCAAAACUGUUGAAGGCAUGAAAAGAUUUGUUGAAUGGUGUAGCUUUUGUUUGCUGCGUGAUGAUUUGGAUACUCUGUUAUUUUGUUUUUGCAUUAUGUAUGUUACAAAUACAAUGGUGAUAUGUCGACAAUAUGUAAUUUAUAUAUUCCAU